This is a messenger RNA of Dendroctonus ponderosae (mountain pine beetle), 879 nucleotides long. RefSeq names its product vesicle transport protein GOT1B. NCBI's taxonomy places the organism in Eukaryota, Metazoa, Arthropoda, Insecta, Coleoptera, Curculionidae. The coding region runs from base 314 to 736 and encodes 140 amino acids. Gene Ontology annotation, cellular component: membrane; endoplasmic reticulum. Gene Ontology annotation, biological process: endoplasmic reticulum to Golgi vesicle-mediated transport; retrograde transport, endosome to Golgi. The transcript is spliced from 5 exons. The record is from RefSeq and is a predicted model, not a curated record.
AUCCGCGCUUACAGACAUUUAGGCACUACGGAAAGUAUUGUUUUUUGACGUAAAAUUUUCAGAGUAGCUGAGCGCUGACAAUUAUUUGUUGUUACAUGCUCAGCUCUUUAUGUUUUAUGAUUUUUCCUGUUUAUAACAAUAACUUAACAGAAAAUUAACAAAAUGGCAUGAGUUAAACCACACCUGGCUGCUCAAGACAUAAUCAAAGUAGUAAAACACUUGCCUUGCUGGUUUAGUGACGUGGAUGUGAUCAUUUAGGUUAUAUUUACUCCACUUUCCCAAAGAAAAACUGGAUCUUUAAUAGAAAAUCAAAAUGUUCGAAAUAACCGACACACAAAAAAUAGGUGUAGGCCUAGCUGGAUUUGGGGUUUUCUUCCUAUUUUUGGGAAUGUUACUACUAUUUGAUAAAAGUUUACUGGCAUUAGGCAAUAUCCUUUUUAUUGCUGGAUUGGCAGCAGUUAUUGGUAGAGAGAGAACAUUCAGAUUCUUCUUCCAGAGGCAUAAAAUAAGAGGAAGCCUUGCAUUUUUUGGAGGUAUUAUCAUAGUGUUAUUUGGUUGGCCCAUGGUGGGAAUGAUUUUUGAAGCUUAUGGAUUCUUUAUGUUAUUCAGUGGUUUUUUCCCAGUUGCCAUAAACUUCUUGAGGAGGGUUCCAAUCUUAGGCACAUUUUUGAAUUUGCCUGGUAUUAGUAAAAUAGUUGAUAAACUGGCUGGAGACUCCAACCGAACAACGGUCUAACUAACUAAUAUGUAUGCAUGUGAAAUACAAUGAUUCUCGUCUGUAAUCUAAACACUAACUUAAUAAGUAUAUGGUGUAUGUACAGAAACAACUUUUUCACUUACUGUGUUGGAAAUAAAACAUAUGUUUAAGUAAGGUUUAAA